CACCCCCACCCACCGCCUCCCGGCAGCGUAGUUACUCCCCUCCCUCGCCAUCAAUCCUCCUCCCCCUGUUCGCUGUGCAGUGCUCAGUGCAUGCCACUCCCGUUUCUCCCUCCACCACCAUUCACCACCACCAGUGCCACUGCCACUGCCACACACCCACACCGAAUUACGCGGCGGCCCUGCGCGCAGGAUGCUCUUUGCCUGCCUGCCUGCCUGCUACUGCUCAUCUCUGCCCAUAUAGCGCGCGGCUAGCAGCUUCCGGAUGGACGCGUGCGAUGUAGCAGUGGCCAGCUACUCGGCAGCAGCGCUCGCUCUCUAGACGCUUGGGCUUGGCACGCCGUCGCCGAGAUCAUCCAUGGCCGGCGCAGGCCAGGAAGAAGAAAAGGUGGAGCACGAGGGAGAAGAAAUGGUGGCCGGCCGGCAGCAAGGAUCGUCGCGCGGCGCCGUGGAGCAAUGCGGCGGCCAAGCACAGCCUGCCGUCACCGCUCCAUGCUCGUCCAAGACAAAGGAGCUGAUAGCGGAGAUCGAAUUGCUCGAGGAGGAAAUCGCCAACCGCGAGCAGCACGUUCUUACUCUCUACAGGAGCAUCUUCGACCAGUGCAUGUCUGGGCCACCGUCUGGGCAGAGCUCUGGCAUCUCGUCCCCCGCGCACGCCAAAACUAUCACCGCUAGGACACGAAGGCAGCCGAGCAUAAUAUCGAGUGCAUUUUGCUCGUCCAAGAAGCUCCCGCUCCAGCCCUUCCACAUCACAGAGUCACUCUCCGAGUCGGGAAGAACCAAGAACACGCUCAAGGCUAAGAUCAAGCACCCAUCUUUUUCAAGCGAAACAUUGGAUAGCAGCCAUUCUACUUCCUUCCCACCGGACCCAAAAAAGCUACCUUAUUCUGGGAGUGGCGGCUCUCUUGCCCGCACUCUGAAAGACCACCUCUACCAAUGCCCAAGCAAAAUAUCCGAAGAAAUGGUCAGAUGCAUGGCAUCCAUAUACUAUCUUCUGCGCACCGAGGCGCCAGCAGGAAAGCCUGAGAAGGCCCGCUCGCCAUUCUUGUCAAGGUCAUCGACGAAUGUCAUCCUUCCUCGGCGGGUGAACGGAGAGGAAAACAGCGCACCGAACAACAGGUGCACGGUGGAAAUAGCUUCCAUAUCAGUUGACAAGAACCAGAUGCCAGAUGUCUCUUACGCGAUCACCCACUACAGGUUGCUUGUGGAACAGCUUGAAAGAGUUGAUCUGAGCGUGUCGGAGAACAGCGUUAAGUUGGCCUUCUGGAUUAACGUUUACAAUUCGCUUAUCAUGCAUGCGUAUCUGGCAUAUGGGAUUCCAAACAGCUCUCUGAAAAGAAUGGCGCUAUUUCACAAGGCUGCCUACAAUAUUGGAGGGCAUGCCAUUACCGCCAAUGCUAUCGAGCACGCCUUGCUGUGCUUCAGGUCUCCACGGAUCGGUCGUUGGUUCGAGUCCAUCCUCUCGACGGCUAUGCGGAAGAAAUGCCCGGACGAGAAGCAGCUGGUCCAGCUCAAGUUCGGCCUGCAGGAGUGCCAGCCUCUGGCCCUCUUCGCCCUGUGCACCGGCGCUUCGUCUGACCCCAUGCUGCGGGUGUACACGGCGAAGAACGUGAUGGAGGAGCUGGAGCGCGCCAAGCGAGAGUUCCUGCAGGCGACGGUGGUGGUGCGCAAGUCCACGAAGAAGCUGUUCCUGCCGCGCCUGGUGGAGCGGUACGCGAGGGAGGCGUGCGUUGGCCCCGACAGCGUCCUCCCGUGGGCGCAGCGCGAGGGGGCCGUCGCCGUCGUCGACGACCGGCCGCAGCAGGAGGCCGCCCAGCGGGGCGUGGGGAGCCGGCGCAAGGCCGUGCAGGCCGUAGAGUGGCUGCCGUACGCCACCAGAUUCCGCUAUGCCUUCGCCAGGAGCAUGGUCGACAAGCCACACUGCUAGCUGCUUCGCCUCGCACAGUCGCACUCCUCGCAUCGCAGCUGUUGCCGUCUGGCCCCGUUUCCGCUGGAGAAAGACAUCUGAUCGCUGUGGCGCAGCCAUUCUGAUGGCUAGAUGUAAAUGUCUCGUUGAUGCUGCGAUGUUGACGGCUAGAUAGUACUGCUCCGUUCCGUAGUGAACAAGUGGCAAGGAUGGGACGAAGGGUUUGACUAAUUUUGCACAAGGUGUACAGAAGCUAGUUGAUCGCUAUUAUUUCAGGUUUCAGCAGCAGUCUGUUGGAGACCAUUUGAAUUCAUUCGAAUUGUUUAUCUACUUGGUCGUUUGUAUUUCCA
This is a messenger RNA of Zea mays, 2253 nucleotides long. RefSeq lists its product as uncharacterized. The transcript has 8 exons. NCBI's taxonomy places the organism in Eukaryota, Viridiplantae, Streptophyta, Magnoliopsida, Poales, Poaceae. The record is from RefSeq and is a predicted model, not a curated record. Bases 356 to 1924 code for a protein of 522 amino acids.